AAGCGCGGCUUCCUCUGUUGGCUUAACAACAAACUGGCUAAAAAAUGGGAAAUCUCACACGACUGAAAAAACUAAUUAACGAGGAGAUUUCGAAAAGAGGCCCACUGAAGCUUAUAAAAUAUCUUCAGAGGAAAAAGCUACUUAAAAGAAAAAUAAAAUGCAAAGUCUGCCAGCAGAAAAUGGAACUGAAGAAAAGGGUGAACAACGGAGACCAAUAUGCUUGGAUCUGUCGUGGAGCAGCACAUGGUGGACACGUCAAACAAACCUCCGUCAGACACAAGUCACUUUUCAGCCGUUCUAAAGUCUCACUUCAACGUUGGAUGCAAUUUAUCUACAGAUUUUCUCAGGGUCUGCGAUUACGUCAAAUCGACAUGAUAGAUGACACCAUUGCAGGCAGCACAACAACACUUAGUAAAAUGUCCAAAAAAAUAAGGAGGGUAUGUGUGGCUGCAGUUCAAAGAUUGAGACGUCGUACAGGUCAGCAGAUUGGUGGCCGAAGGGAGUUUGUUGUGAUUGAUGAGAGUCACUUUCGUCACAAACGAAAGUAUGGGAGAGGAAGAAUGGCUGGGGGAUGGAAAAGAAGAAAGUGGGUCUUUGGAAUGCUGGGCAUAAAACAUCGAGGGAAAACGAGGCCUAUCUUGCGACUUGUGGAGAAAAGAUCUCGAAGACAUCUUGUUCCUGUGAUUACCCUUCAUAUCCGGAUUGGUUCCUCAGUGAUAAGUGAUGAAUGGCGGGCCUAUCGUGUACUCCCAAAUUUAGGGUAUGAACACCAUACUGUUAACCACAGCAGGUGGUAUGUUGACCCUCAUACAGGUGCCCAUACCCAACAUCUGGAGAGAGCCUGGAGGUCUUACAAGGAGCAAAUCUGGAGACUCAGGGGUAACAGAAAUGAUAGACUACUGUCAGAACACCUUACAGUUAUUGAGUGGAACGAGUAGCUUGCAAAAAAGCACAAAAAUG
Messenger RNA from Oreochromis aureus, 960 nucleotides. RefSeq lists its product as uncharacterized. The transcript has 4 exons. The record is from RefSeq and is a predicted model, not a curated record. NCBI's taxonomy places the organism in Eukaryota, Metazoa, Chordata, Actinopteri, Cichliformes, Cichlidae. Bases 45 to 938 code for a protein of 297 amino acids.